Messenger RNA from Dioscorea cayenensis subsp. rotundata (Guinea yam), 703 nucleotides. RefSeq names its product putative ripening-related protein 1. The transcript has a single exon. The record is from RefSeq and is a predicted model, not a curated record. Bases 29 to 589 code for a protein of 186 amino acids. Lineage: Eukaryota; Viridiplantae; Streptophyta; Magnoliopsida; Dioscoreales; Dioscoreaceae.
CUAUAUAUUCAAAUCAAAACACUCUCCCAUGACAAUGUAUUCAAGUGAAGGGGUUGCAGGACUAGUGUUCAUGGUGCUCUUAUUGCUAGCAAACAUCAACCUCAGCAUGCAAGCAUGCAAUUCCAGUGGAUUCCUGAAUGGCAAAUCAGGAAGUUGCAACACAGACUUAAACGCAGAGUGUUGCAAGUCCGGGGAGAAGUAUCCGCAAUUCAAAUGCUCUCCUCCGGUGACCGAUAAAACACGGGCAACCAUGACUAUCAAUAGCUUUGAUGAAGGUGGAGAUGGUGGAGGAGAGUCGGCUUGCGAUAGCCGAUUCCAUAGUGAUAAGGAAUUGGUUGUGGCACUUUCCUCCGGGUGGUUUGAUGAUGGUAGCCGGUGCAAUAAAAAGAUCAGGAUCAAUGCAAAGGGUAAGUCUGUAUUAGCAAAGGUAGUUGAUGAGUGUGAUUCUGUGAAUGGUUGUGAUGAAGAACAUGACUUUCAACCUCCUUGUCGUAACAAUAUUGUUGAUGCUUCACCGGCGGUGUGGAAGGCUUUAGGGAUCACCGGAGAAGAUGUUGGUGAAUUGGAUAUCACUUGGACUGAUGCUUGAAAUUGCAACUGUUUCCUGUCCUUAAUUUGAUCAAGUAAUAAGUUGUCAUCGACUAGCUCUAUUAAGUAUUUAAUGACUAUAUAUAAUGCAUGCCUCCUAUAUUUUUUCUUUGUC